GCGAUGCAAGAGGAACUAAAGGUACCCGGAACUUAGGUUUCCGAACUUGGAGGGAAGGGUUUUUGGGAGGACACGGUGUGUUUGCCCGAGCGCGAGAGUCACCGUCUUCGGGAUCAUGGCGCUCGUGGGGCUUUUAGGUCGGGUGGGCUCGCGGCUCUUGCCCGGAGGCACCUACGGGCCUGUUCGCGGGGCGGCGGAGACGAGACUUUGGAGCGGGACUCGGUGGUGUGUCAUAUCUAGACAUGUUAAUAUCAAGACUCCCACAUGGUGGGAUGAGCAUCUUUCAGAAGAGAAUUUCCAGUUUGUUAAGAAGAUCACAAAACAAGAAAUGAAUGCUCUCACAGCCAGUAAGCUGUGCCCUCUGAAGGAUGAACCUUGGCCUUUACAUCCAUGGGAACCAGGUUCCAAAAGAGUUGGUCUUAUUGCAGUCAAGCUGGGAAUGCUGCCAUUAUGGACAAAGACAGGUGAAAGGGUUCCUGUUACAUUACUUCAGGUUCAAGACUGUCAUGUGCUAAAGUAUGUACCAAAGGAACAAAAUGAUGGACAAUCUGCUCUGGUUGUUGGAGGCAGAAAUGUGUCUGCGUUCCGGAAAAGUGAAACUGCAAUGCAGCGGUACAGGGAAGUUGGCGUUCCUCCAAAGGAGAAACAUUCAGUAUUUGUAGUGUCAGAGAAUGCUAUCAUUAAGCCAGGUACUCCCCUGUAUGCAGCUCACUUCCGUCCUGGACAGUAUGUGGAUGUUACAGCAAAAACAAUUGGCAAAGGCUUCCAAGGAGUCAUGAAAAGAUGGGGAUUCAAAGGCCAGCCUGCAACCCAUGGCCAGACUAAGACACACCGACGACCUGGAUCGGUUUCCACUUCAGGGGUUGCCAAGGUCUUUAAGGGGAAGAAAAUGCCAGGACAGUUGGGUAACUGGUUCAGAACACAAAGAGGACUAAAGGUGUGGCGGGUCAACACGAAGCACAACCUCUUAUAUGUACAUGGAAGUAUUCCUGGGCAUAAAAAUUGUCUAGUAAAGCAGUUGCAAUGUGUAUGGCACGAAACCCAGGGCAGGACAUUUGGUGUUUGCUGGUCAGUGAUACACGCUUACCAACAGGCAAAGAAGCAAAUAAGAACCCACCGUUCCCAACAUACUUUGCUGAUGGUGAAGAGCUGCCUGAGGAACUGUACGACGAGGACAUUUUCCAGUUCACUGAGCCCUCUAUUACAUUUGCUUAGCUACUAACAUUCUGGAGGACAGGCAGCUUUUCCAUCAUGAAUGUUGAUCUGAAGGCUCAAAGCAGAAAACCCCCUGAGAAGUAAACUCUGACAUCAUCAGCCUGUCGCACACAUCCGUGGACACUUGGUUGUUUUUUCUAGCACUCUGAAACUGUAAAGACAGUAGCUCAUUGUAAGUUGUAAACUGAAGAGAGCCUGAAGAAUUCCAAGCAGAGAAAAGAUGACACAGCUAGUCAACAACCUUUCAAAGUAGUUCUUUAAAUGACAGAAUCUGUCAAACAAAUAACAUUAGUAUGUCUGUAGCACUGGGACAACUUUCCUUAAUCAUAUUAUAGAACAGAUGUGCUGCUCUGUUUGUCUCUUUUCUUCUUCUGUAAAACAACAUGGACAAAUAUAUUUUACUCUGUUUUAAAAAAUCACAGUUAUUUGCUUAGUUACAAAAAAAAGACUGUUUCACAAAUUUGUGAAUUUGAGCCAGUGAUUCAAAGAUAAUUUUUUGUAUCUCCUACCCCACUUAGUUUUGUUAUGUUGAUUCAUUCUGCCAUUCCAUCGGCAUGUUAACUUGAAAAUCAAUGUCAUUAAACUUGAUUGGGCAUAUCUCUGAAUA
Pogona vitticeps (central bearded dragon) is the source of this 1822-nucleotide messenger RNA. The record is from RefSeq and is a predicted model, not a curated record. Lineage: Eukaryota; Metazoa; Chordata; Lepidosauria; Squamata; Agamidae.